Molecule: messenger RNA, 42087 nt
Organism: Pelobates cultripes (western spadefoot toad)
Lineage: Eukaryota; Metazoa; Chordata; Amphibia; Anura; Pelobatidae
Source: the annotation of a GenBank genome assembly
AUGACCCACUCAUCAAUCAACCGUUACAUGAGGGUACAUGAUGAUGGAAGACAGUUCCCCAUUUAUUUCGGCCAUCACUCUCCAGUUUAUCACGGAAGUUCAUAUGAUGACCACUAUAAGAGUUCCUGCCGUUCAAAUCAUGGUGACCUUUACAAAGCUCCCAUUGCCCGGAGAAACAAGAAAAAAAUCUCUUUUUCCAUACAUUCUUCAGUCAGCAAUGAUCAUGGAACUGGACAUGUCCAUGGUGGUCACAGGUACCAGCAUAACAGCUCUGGCAGACAUAGUGGUUGGAAUAACAAUGGCCUACUGAGCAUCAAUGAGAAGGAAACCAUGAAAGUUCUCAAUGAGCGGCUGGCAUCCUACCUGGAGAAGGUUCACUCAUUGGAGCAAGAGAAUGGUGCGUUGGAAACAAAGAUUUGUGAAUGGUAUUCAAACAAUGCCCCCAGCUCACUACCUGACUUUAGCCAGUACAUGAUGAUCAUCCAAGAGCUCCAGAGUAAGGUAUGUCUACAUGAAUCUAGUAUAUUAUUAGACCAACUUUCAGCACUGUAAAUGUUGUGGACUAUAUCUCAAAUUGGACCCUUACAGACCUUAUCAUGGGAGAUGUAAUUCACCACAUCUUGAAGUUUGCCUACCCUUUGUCAAUUCAAAAUACUGUUACUCCAAUAAAAAAGGUAUUACAAGAUGUAAAUGUAUUCUGUUAUUCUACAUUUAGAACAUUAGUACGUCUAUAUGUUAGGGAGAUUUUUGACAUGCAUGGCUUCCUGGCUCCUGGUGUUUGGCAAGUGUUGCUUUGAAUUUGCUUUACAUAUUAAGGGCUUUGUGGUGGGAUAUUCUAAAUUAUUUGUGGAAAUCUAGUGGAUACAAAAAAUGUGCAAGAGAAAGAAUAAUGUUAAAAAUGGCCUCUUAUAUAAAAAUAGUGACCAGAAACUGACGUGCUGGUGUAGCGUUACUUACCCUCUCCGGGGGCCAGCCGAGGUCCUCUGUUCCCGCCGCUCGCGGCCGCAUGUGGCUCGUCCGACGGAGUUUACAGGAAGACGGGCACUGACUGCGAGACAUGGUCACGUGCCCCGCCUGGCUCUAAGAGCAUGCCGCGCGUCUCGGGCGUGCUCUUAAAGGGACAGUGGGUGCCAAAAUGUGAAACAGUCUCCCAUUGGCCCAUGUCAUUCCACAUUCCUCAUACACUCGCAUUUUGGGGGCGGGGAUAUGACAGGGGCCAAUCAAAUUGAACACUAGGGUAUUUAUACUCACCUUUUCCUUAGCUCCCUUCCCUAUCGUGGUUUCUAAUUCAGUUCCCUUUAGUGCUUUUAUCGUUCAGUAGUGGUUUUCUCUUUAUCCCUGGUUUGUCUUGUUUGCCGGCUUCCUGACUCCUGUGUACCAGACCUUGGCUAGUUCUUGUUUUCGCUGUCUCUCUGUUCCCUUGACCUCGGCUCAUUCCUGACUCUGUCACUUCUCUGUACUACGUCGAGUCUGGCCAUUCUAAGGCCCGGUAAGACAUAUCUGCUUUAUCUUGUCUCUUGUUGGACUAAAUCUUGCGUGUUGGGGUACACUACCGUGACAGUUAGGAGUUCGUGGUGGCUAGACAAUUGGCAAAAGUCUACAUCAAUAAAUAAGUUCAUACAUAAUCAACAUAAUUAAAUUUAAUAUGUUUCCUCUAAAGUGACAUGUUUCUGAUUUGUAAUAAUUAUUAGCUUGCUAUAUAUUUUAUUUACAGAUAACACAACUUACUACUGAAAAUGCAAGUAUUUUUCUGCAUGCAGACAAUGCAAUGUUAGCAGCCGAAGACUUGAGAAUUAAGUACGUAUAUUUUUUAAAAUAUAUUUUAUUAAUUAGACUUGAUAGAUAUGUAGUGAAAAAUAAUUCAAAAAAUACUAUUACAAGGCACUGUAAAAUAGCAAUUUUAAAACAAUAUACAUUCAGUCGUGUUAUACACUUUUUUCAAUAUGUGAAAUGGUUUUGUUUUAUUUGUUUCUAUUCAGAACUUUGUAAAAAUUACAAAGGUUACUGUAGAUUAUAAAAAGUAGGCAUAAAUCCUUUGUUCUCUAUAUCACAGCAUAUGAUAACAAAAUGACCAUUCCUAGGUCAGAAGCUCAACAUUGAUAAGUGAGUGCAAUAAACAGUAUGAACAAUAGGGAAUACUGCAUUUGGAGGGGGGAGGAGGAGGAAAUAACAUUAAAAAAAACCAAUUGUUUAAAAAAUAUAUACUCCUAAUGAAAGCAUGCAUGUUUAUAAUUAUUGUUUAACAAAUAUACUCCCAAUGAAAGCAUGCAGGUAUAUAAUUAUGACUUUUUUACAGGAGAAUAACUAAAUAUAGCUUCUGUCUGAAGUCUCUGCAAGCCAGACUCCCUAAUGCAGCACAAUGAGAAGUCUUUGCAAUGCAAGUAUUCAGAGCAAUUUCCUGUCUCUUGAGUUUAGCUCCACUUAGCUAACCAAACCAGGAAGUAACAGGACUGAUUGUCUGAUUGGCAGUCUGGCGGUGUAACAAAGUAAAUUUAUAAAAAAUGUCAAUUUUAAUGAAAUCUGCAUUUAUAUAAAAUGGAAAUUAAAGAGGAUAUACUUUUCAUACAUAACGCGUUUAUGUAUACCAUAAUGAAAAGGAAAACCUUCAAACUACAUUAUAUUUAAUAGAGUGCCUUGUUGUUUUGUUUCUGCUUGAUUUAUAUUUUAUAAUCUAAACUAGGUAUGAAAUAGAGGCUUUCUUGAGGAACAAUACAGAGGAGGAUGUUUGUGUACUUCGGCAAGGCCUUGGGGAUCUUAAAAGGGAGUUGCAAAACUUGAAUGUUCACGUUAAUUGCCUACAGGAAGAGCUUCUCCAGUUAAAGCAGAGCCAUGAAGAGGUAAGGAAAAUCUUCAAUGACUUUUGUAUUGUAGGACCAGAGUCAUUUUGGCAUUCUUGCUGUGCGUGAAUUUUUAUUUUAUUUAUUUAGAGUUUACAGAGACACUUGAAUUUUUGAAAGGGCAGGUGCGGCUUUCAUUUGAUUCCUUGUUCAUAUGCAUAAAUCAUAUCACUUUGAAUUAAUACAAUUAAAGGAACACUGAGCCUUACAUGUAUUCCUAACGCUACAGUGCUUUAUUUGCAGAUUUGCUUAAGGUCUGCCUCCCCAACUUGGAGUAAAAAAACUUAAAAAAAAAAGGUUUUAUGCACCUUUACUCCAGCAUCAAGGAAACCUCCUCAGCACUUCGCAUCCCGCUGUGUCACCUUGAGGAGCACUGGAAACUGACGUGCAUGUGCUUGGAGGGCCACACGCACAUCCAAAUGCUUUUUAUAGGAAAGCAAUCAAUUCAAUGCUUUUCAAUGAGCGUCCACAUCACAUGGCCGAGUUUUACUCAGUCAGUGCAGCGUAAGUGCCUCUAGUAACUGUCAAGAAGACUGCCACUAGAGGUGCAUUUAACAUUGCAAUGUAAUCAUUCUAAAAAACUUAUUUGGUCAUGCCGAGUCAUGUCUCCCUUUUGGGCCUGACUAUAUUUAUUCUCCUUCUCCAACCCAAAGUUCAUCAACUGGACAUAUUCACAGACAUAGUUCACAGGGAUCAAAAACAUCUGAUCAUGCAUAUACUUUUGGUUUCUAAGGUGUGUAAAGCAUGGACUUGGAAGUCCCAGUUAGACCCGUAUUAGCAUAUAUUUUUUGAGUCAGUUGACCAACACCUAUCUGUAUGAGGGUAUACACCAUAGGAUAUAGUGUACAUCAGACAGAUUUGAGAAAUUGUGGACCUCUUGGGAUAUUUUUGCAUCCUCAUAGUUAAAGUUCUAGGCUUUAACUGCACUGCAUCCCCCUAUUCUCCUUUUAGUUUGUGAAGGCUACAAUUAUACUCCUCUUUAUUGUUGUCAUCUGAGGUGCAAUUGUUUAACCUUUUUCUCUUCUAAUGACUUCCUUAUUUUGGACCCAUGGAGGAGGUGAAUGUGCUGCGUGCUCAACUGGGAAACCGAGUCAAUGUGGAAAUGGAUUCUUCACCAUCUGUAGAUCUGAACAAAGUGUUGUCUCAGAUCAGAGAAGAAUAUGAAAACUUGAUGGAGAGGAACCUUAAAGAGAUCGAAACCAUAUUCCAUCAGAGGGUAAUCCAGUUUAUUGACCAUUGUUUAUAUCUAAUUAUCUAUGUUAAUAGAACAUACAUAUAUGUGUAGAUAUAGACAUACACAUUUAAUAGAUAAUACAAAAGAAAACAAGUGAACUUGCCACCUGCAAAUGAGUGGCAUAACUGCAAGCUCUUUACACAUAAACUAAACCCCAUAUUAAAUAGUUGAAUUCUUGGGUUUUUUCUUCUUGCAGACUUCAGAGCUGGACCGUGAUGUGAAUUCCAGGGUGGAACAGAUGCAGUCAGUUAAUAACGAGUGCAUUGAUCUGAAGCUUUUAGGACAGAAACUUGAAAUCGAGCUUGAGAAUCAAAUUAAAACGGUAUGUCACAAUGACAUGAUAUGAGCUCCCCAGUCAUUCCCUCUACCAUAACAUUUUGGCAAGAAAUGAGUGGAAAUAUGCCAUGUGAUGCACAAUCCCCUGUUUUGACUAAUUUCCCUGAUGAUGAUAUGUGAAUCAUAAGGUAUGAUCUAAAAUAGAAUGGACAAAGAGAUGCCAAUUCAUUCUUUUUUAAAGAACAUAAUGUGGUCAAUGGAGGCUGGUGGAAUUUAAAGAUGAUGUGGUGCUCUUCCCGGCUCUCUCCAGUUGAUGCUAUGUACUCAACCUCUGGCCCUAUGUCACAUCAUGCAUUGCUCAACACCAUUAACCUUUAAUUAAAUGAGUAUAGGAAACUAUAGCAUGUGGGAAACAAUAGCCACUUUAAAUGGACAGAACGACAUGCAGGCCGUCUUUUUUGGUGACUAGGAUCUGAUGACCCUAUGCAAAGCCUAUGUGAAGGGUUUAUGCGUGUGUGUUUUUAAAAAAAAGUCUCAACCUCUUAACACUUUAUUGUUGUGUUCAUUGCAGACAUCCGCUAUGAAAGGGUCUCUAGCAGAGAUAGAUGCAUCAUUUGGUUCUCAGUUAUCUCAACUACAGUUGCUUAUUAAUAAUGUUCAAGACCAGUUAUCGCAGAUUCUAGCUGAAUUUAAAUAUUUGAACUUCAAGUACCAGCUCCUCAUGGACCAGAAGACUCACCUCGAGAAGGAGAUCACUAAAUAUAAACAACUAAUAGACACACAAGCUACUAAGUAUGUAAACAAAUUCUUCUUUUACUUUUUUAAAGCAUAGUUAAUUUGCUAAUAUCUUGAGUUAUUUAAAAUACUAAUAUUUAACUGUUUGUUUUUUAAAAGUUUUUUUUAUUUUUAUUUUGACUUGGAUUUAAACCAAGCAGAUAAUGGAUAUGUAUGUAAACAGGUUGUUGGUCCAAGGAGAAAUCCAUUAUGGAGUCAAGAAGGAAUUUUAACCAUUUUUUGUGACAAUUGAAAAUGGCUACAAUUGGGUGUUUGUCUUUUUCUUAGGAUUAACCAUAUAAAAGAAUGUAUUUUAAAAUUGAGCUUGAUAGACUUUAGCCUAUUUCUAACUUAGACAACUAUGUUACUAUGUUAUCAAAUGACUUCCACAAAGCCACAGAAAAAGUAUUGUAGUUAAAGGGAUAAUAUAGUUACCCAGACCACUUCAGCUCAAUGAAGUGGUCUGGGUGCCAGGUCCCUCAGGUUUUAACCCUUCAGAUGUAAACAAAGCAGUUUCAGAGAAACUGCUAUGUUUACAUUAGGGGUUAAGCCAACCUCUUGUGGCUGUCUCCCUGACAGCUGCUAGAGGCGCAUCUGAGACUCUGGAUGCGAAGUUCGCAUCCAUCGCGCAGAGCGUCCAUAGGAAAGCAUUGAGAAAUGCUUUCCUAUGGACUGUUUGAAUGCGCGCACGGCACUUGCAGCGUAUGCGCAUUCCGCUCCACUGGGGAGCUGACGUCGGCAGGGGAGGAGGGGUCACGAGCGCUGAGGGAGCCCGGCGCUGGAAUAAGAAAGCUGAUGAAGGGGUUUAAGGGUGGGGGCAACCUCAGGACACUAUAGUGUCAGGAAAACCGCUUUGUUUUCCUGACACUAUAGUGAUCCUUUAAAUAUAUAAAGGUAUCAUAACCAAAGGUUCUAUUGAAUAAGUACAGUACUUCCAAAUAAAGGGCCAAUUUCAAAAGGGUGAAUAUGUUUAUACAAGUACUGUACUAUAAAAAGUAAGGCAGACACAGCAUAGUGCAAGAUGUUAUAUGCGAACAUUUCAUUAAUCAGAAAUAGAUCACAGAAAUAUGCACCAUAUUUCUAAUGCAAAGACAGGCUUUGGGACUCUAGCUGAUUUUGGCUAUGGUGUCUCGAAGGUUGCCCAGGGACAAAAGACUGGAUUGAUACCUGGAGGGACAUUACGCAAGAUCCCACCUGUCAAGCUAUGUUCUCCACUUGAGACAAACAUUAGAAAACACUGUUGUUAACCUCAACACAAUUCAGAGAGCUUCAUAGUUAAAUAUUUUGCUCAUUAUUGCAUUUUUCAAUUUAAAUAAAUAUUCGUGUUUUGUUUACAAAUAAUAUUUUUAAAUAAUUUUUAAGCUAGUCACUAAAAUUCCUCAUUAAAUCACUUAUGUAUUGCUGAAAUAUUCAAAAGAAAGUACUUCCAGUGUUAACAAAUUACUGCCAUACAUCACUAGCGGUGCCCAUAAUGGGCAGACACCCCCAAAAAAGGAUGGUCCCAUCCACGGUGGUUCCCUUGCAGGCCCCCAGCCUUCAGGACAAUGCAGAGAGUCUGCUGAAGCAGUCACCGCCUAUGCUCAGCCCACCCCUGGGUACACUGUAUUUCAGCAGAGUAGACACCUUCUGUUCAGGUAAGCAGGUGCCUACUCUGCCUUAGCAAACAACUGGCUGCCUCUUGGGGGUCCUAAGUUAGCCAGCUGGCCAGCUCAUGGGCCCUCUUUGGCAGGCAAAACACCGGGGGCUCGGUCACACUUGAUAACUCAGUGACCCCUGUAGUUCCACACUGGCUUCCACUACUUUACCUACCGGCAGCGCCGGCCCUGGAACCAGGUAACAGAAGCAGGACAACAACUGUAAAUAUGGACUGUUGGGAGGCAUGUACCACUCCCAUGAUACUUGUCUUGUCACUGGAAGGCUAAUUGUAAUGUGAGUUUCUUAGUUAAAGGAACACUACAGGGACAGAAACACAAACAUGUAUUUCUGAUCAUAUAGUGUUAAAAACACCAUUUGACCAUCCUCCCCCCAGAUUCCCCAUUGCUCCCCUAAAUAUAGUAAAAUCUUACUUUUAGUCUAGCCUGUUGUUACUGGCUCCGCCCAUGGUCUUGCUGCUUAGCUGACAACAUCAGAAGUGUUGAACUGAGCCAAUCACAAUGCUUACACAUAGGAAAGCAUUGGAGUGGCCAAGACUGUCAAGGAGGCAGAUCAGGGGCAGAGCCAGCACAAGCCAAACACAGCCCUGACAUGGAUUGAAUCAAUACAUAUCUAUAAGGAAAGUUCAGAGUAUCCAUGCAGAGGGUGGAGACACUGAACGUCAGGAACACUGUGCAGCACUGCCCCAUGAAUCACAUCUAGCAGCCAUCUGAGGAGUGACCAGUGAAGGUUAUCACUAGCUGUAAUGUAAACACUGCAUUUUCUCUGAAAAGACAGUGUUCACUGCAAAAAGCCUGAAAGAAAUGAUUAUACUCACCAGAACAAAUACAAAAGGCUGUAGUUGUUCUGAUGACUAUAUUGUCCCUUUAAGAAUAGCUGUAGCACUGUAGGAAUGUGUCUAUUCGUGUAUCAGGAGUUGUAAUGCUGAUCUAGUUAAAGCAUCACAGAAGACUCAUCUCUUCAAAUUUCUGUCUCAUUUUCAGAGUCUCAGCUGAUGACAUUUCAAAAGGUAAUUGAUAUCUUAAUUAUAAUGGUACCAAAUUAUAUAACCCAAAAGCUUACAUUAUAUUGCUUUUAAUCAUGUCCUAACUUUAGAUGCUUUUUUUACCCAACUUAAAGGAACACCUUUAGCACCAUAACCACUGCAGAUCAGUCUAGUGGUUAUAGUGCCAGGCAUGCCCUGGUGCCCCCCUUCCCCCAUUCUUGUAGCCAAAAUGUUUUUGAAUGGUUUGUUGGGCACUGCCCCUGUUUCCACUACUAUGUUAUUAUUUUUGUCAAUGAUUACAUUUUGUUAAGCAAUAAGCACUGCUAUUUAUGACCUUUCCAUGCAUUCAUCAAGUUAAACUGAAUCUCAUUCCGGACAGCCCAGGAUGAGGAAAUGUUAUAUAACUUACCCCAUACAGACUUAGCCCUCCCCCUCCCCCCCCUGCCCCUUUAAGAUCCAAAUAUAUAUUUUGGGGGAUAAUGGUCACUUUAUGAAAAGUUUGGUAAAUUAUAUACAUGUAUUGUCAUGCCAAUAUAUAAUACUAUAAUUUACACCUACAAACUGCUUAUAUUGCAGAAUAUAUCGUCACACUCGCAGAACCUUCUCUGUAGCUCAUACUUGGGAAAGGAAGGUUACAUUUACCAGACAGCAUCAGCAUUUGGCAUUGUAAUCAUAAUUUCAAACAUAAUGUGUAUUCCUUGCAGUCACUUUAUUUAUAUAAAUAUACUUUUAAUUGCAUAUUGAAUUUUUACAGGUCCAGAAUGUCUUUGUAUGUGCAAUUUUAUAUAUUAUAUAAAAUGACUGUUAUUCAUCACCUGCGUAUCUUAAGUUGGACUUUGAAGGGUCAUUUUUUUUUGGCACAGAAACUCAGGAAAGCAGGUUCCUACAACUGUCCCAGAGUUCCUAUCUUGACAUGCAAAUGAGCACAGACGUCAUACUGAAUUUCAAUGAUUCCCUUAGCAAUAGACAGUGUUUCAAACGCAACUUUUUUAAAAGCAAUGUCUGAGCUUUCAUCCAAAAAGAUCAGUGACCAUUUCCAAUUAGAGACAUGCAGGUGAUGCAUAACAGUAUUUUUUUGUACUUAUACUGUGAGAGUUGUAUCGUGUUUGGGCUCAUCAAAAAUCAUUUUGGUACUGAACUAUAUAUAUACUUUUUUUUAAUAUGUAUAUACGUACAAUUUACAUUUGUGUGAUUGCAUCCUUGGUUGUUUUUUUUAGGUUCUAGACACCCACACAACACAGAGAAACAUGGAGAGCGAGAGAAAGAUGUCAGUGUAUAAAACAAAUGUUUAAUAUAUCGGGAAAACACAAUGUUUAUUAUUUAAUGAUUUCUAAUAGAGUCACGGGGCUAUUUAUCAAAGGAAGAAUUCAAAGUAAAAUUAAAGUGAAUUUCAAAUUUAAGGUCAAAAUAGAUGAAAUUUAAAAAAAUCUCUCGGUCAGUUUGGCUAUUCCAGCCUCAACUUUAAAAUUCACUUUGCUUUUACUUUGAAUUCUCACUUUGGUAAGUAACCCUGUUAGUAUCAAAAGCUGCUUGGAUUUCUUUUCUAAAAAAACCCUAUCUUUUUCUAUUUCUUUAAUUUGUUUUUGUUUUUUUUCGUAAAUAGAAAUGGUAAUUUGUAAGUGAGAAUUUUAACAGAAAAUCGGUUUUCUGUGAGCAAGGAUAAAACAUGUUCAUCUCGCAUGUCAUAAAGCUUGUUUGAAAAAGUGCUAAAUAUAUAAAUACAUUUUAAAAAGCAUGCAUCAGAAAUGAUUGGUGCUGUGGCAUGCAGGCAACGAGUAUUAGCACAAGAGCCGCAAAUAACAGAUAGUAAAAAAAAGGCAUUUAACCUUAAAAUAACCUAUUCCUUUCAGCAUGUCAUAUAAGGCAAACUUAUAAAUAUGUUUAGAUAUUUUUGGAUGUGUGUGUCAUCACACAUAGUGAUUAUUAUUCGGGGAAACCUACAGAAUAAAGCAGAUUUAUUUUAUAUCAAUAUAAAUGUGUUAUAUAGUUCAAAUUUGGAAUUCCUUUUUCCAAAGUUAGUUGAAUUAAACUCAGACGACAUUAUGCACAGCUUCCAAAUGUCUCUAUUUAGGAGGGACAGUCCCUAAUUUGGAAACAAAUUCCUCUAUCCUUUUUUCCAUCUUAAUCCCUUAAGGACGGAGCCAAAUGUACACGUUGUGAACGAAACAAAAUGUAAACAAAACCUGGCAUUUGCGCUACAUGUCUGUCCAACUGUAAUUCACCUCUUUCAUAUUAAAUGCACCCACCCUUAUUAUGUAUCAUUUUAUUCAGGGGAAACAGGGCUUUCAUUUAAUAUCAAAUAUUUAGCUAUGAAACAUAAUUUAAUAUGAAACAAAUGGGAGAAAAGAUUUAUUUUUAUUUUUUUAGUUCCACAUGACAUUUUAACAGUCAAUGUCAUAAUACUGUUUGCUUUUACUGCAAUAAAAUACACAUAUUUGCAUUCAGCAAAGUCUCACGUGUAAAACAGUACCCCCUAUGUACAGGUCUUAUGGCGUUUUGGGAAGUUACAGGGUCAAAUAUAGCACGUUACAUUUGAAAUUGAAAUUCGCCAGAUUGGUUACGUUGAUUUUGGGACUUUAUAGUAGCCCAGGAAAGAAAUUUACACCCAUAAUGGCAUACCAUUUGCAAUAGUAGACAACCCAAGGUAUUGCAAAUGGGGUAUGUCCAGUCUUUUUAGUAGCCAUUUGGUCACAAACACUGGCCAAAGUUAGUGUUAGUAUUUGUUUGUGUGUGAAAAAUGCAAAAAUGCCAAUUUUGGCCAGUGUUUGUGACUAAGUGGCUACUAAAUAAGACUGGACAUACCCGGUUUGCAAUACCUUGGGUUGUCUACUAUUGCAAAUGGUAUGCCAUCAUUGGGGUAAUUUUCAUUCUUGGGCUACCAUAGGGUCUCAAAGGCAACGUAACCAAUCUGGCGAAUUCUAAUGUGAAAAAAAUUAAACAGAAGCCUUAUAUUUGACGCUGUAACUUUUGAAAACACCAUAAAACCUGUACAUGAGGAGUACUGUUGUACUCGGGAGACUUCGCUGAACACAAAUAUUUGUAGUUCAAAACAGUAAAAAGUAUUGCAGCAAUACUCCUUCAGCAACCAGGGAUUGGGAGCUGGGAUGGAGAGGGGACCUGCAGUGCCAGGAAAACGGUUUGUUUUCCUGGCACUGGAGUUUCCCUUUAAUGUCUCUCUUUUCUAGGAGUUCAAUAUAGUUUGUGUGUCUGAGUGUAUAACAGAGCUUCUAAUAGUCGCAGUAAUGUGUCUUUAAACUAUAAUAAAUGUGUUUAGUAAUCAGUCUGUGUAAAUAAGAUACAUUGCUCUUGUUCUAAAACACAUUUUAGUUGCAUAAAUUGUUUUCAGUAAGUCACCUACAUUUUCUCAGAACAGCCCCACCCCUGGCCACACUCACACUCACACUCAUAAAAUUAAAGUGUCCAUCUUUAUCCAUUUGAAAUGUUGGAGGUGUGCAAGCUUUAACUAGAAGCCUAACCUUGUUCAAUAAGUCCACAACGUUUAAUCAAUCGUUCGAAGAUUAAAGCCGUGACAAAAAGUAACAAGUGAGUAUGUAUUUGUCAGUGAUGGCUAAAUAUAAGCACAUAUAUAAACUACAUUUCUAUCAUGUGAAGAAAUCUGCUUACAUGAAAAAUCAACAUCACUGUCUUACAAUGGAUAUACUUUAGUAAUAGAGGACGAGACUCACAUGAUUAUUUACUACAGUUUAAAAAAGUCACAAUUCAAAGUAAAUUCUAAAUCAUUUUUUUAAAUCAUUAUUGUCUUUGAGAAUUCUUCCAGAGACUGUUACAACUCACUGUUUACCGCCCAGAAGUAACAUGCCUUAAAGCAGACUAUAUCACGCCUGAGGAUGAUAAGUCGGACAAAAUGCAAAAUCUAAGUUCACAGGUUGCUGGUGCACUUAGAAGAUGCGGUUUAAAUGUUGCAACUCGUGGUUUCAUUGUCCUGAUAUGUAAUAAUCAAGUUCACUUGCAUGUUUUUUUAAAUUUAUUUUUUUGCGGACAUUGCAAAUAUUAUUCUGUUGUUCUAAAUAUUGCUCUUUUGUGCUAAAAAGAUCUAAAAAUGUAUACUCUUCUAUUUUGGAAUAGGUAAGGAAUUCAACAGAAUUCCCUAAAGACUAGUACUUUGUAGCGAUGCAUCCUUAACCCCUUAAGGACACAUGACAUGUGUGACAUGUCAUGAUUCCCUUUUAUUCCAGAAGUUUGGUCCUUAAGGGGUUAAAGGGACACUAUAGUCACCAAUAAAUUUAAUAAAGCAGAUUUUGUGUAUAGAUCAUGUCUCUGAAGUUUCACUGCUCAAUUAUCUGCCUUUUAGGAGUUAAAUUACUUUGUUCAUGUUUAUGCAACCCAGGUAGCACCAGACUAACACAGCCUGCAUGAAAACAAAAUGGUUUAAUUUUCAAUCAGAUGUGACUUACUGUAAAAGUUUUUAUCUCCUGCUCUAAAAAUUGAACAUUAAUUACAUACAGGAGGCUCCUGCAGGGUCUAGCAAGCUAAUAACAGAGCAGGAGAUAAGACAUUCUAAAUUAAACAGAAUUUGCAAUAAAGGAAGUGUAGACAAUAUAUCAUUCUGAAUGGAUAAUGAUAGAUGGCUGUGCAAGUCACAUGCAUGGAGUUGUGCCUAUGGCAAAGAAUUGAGCAAUGAGACUGAAUUGGCAUAAUAUACACAGCCAAACUGCUUCAUUAAGCUGUUUGGUGCCUAUAGUGUUCCUAAAAUCCUUGUUGAUAACUAAGAUGGUAGUUUUAGACUGUGAAGUCACAAUUUUACUUCUGAUAUUCGAUCCAAGCAUUUUUUUCUGAAAAACUGUCAAAUACUUGUUUUACUUAAUAAAUAUAUUUGCUCCAAACUGAUGCUUCCUGUCAUUUACUGAUUAUGUAGUUUACAUUAUUAUAAUAUGAUAUUUCCCUGUUACAUAGCCCACAAUACCUCCCUGGUAUUCAGAUCCCUAGUUGCUAGGCAAUACUAUGUGUCUAGUUUAUUUCCUUAUAGGGUAAUACAUAUCAACUUAUGUAGUAGAUUUAAGGUGGUGUGCAAAAUAUUGAUUGGCAGGAGAGGUGUGGACCCAUCCAUGCUGCUAUCAGCAUUCUGGAUUCAAAAAGCUGCCACAGCCUCAGCUAACACUUCCAGAGACAUAAUUGUGGUACUAGAGACGUAGCAGUUCGUUUUGGGAUCAUGGCCCACUCCAGGGAAAUGGGGAGUGUAAACUUUGAAGGCAGUGUGGUGACACUAUAAGGAGACAUCCCCUUCGCUGUCCUCACAGAGAAACACAAAUUGGCUCCAGUCGCUAGAAUGUUGAGGGACCGAUCAGUCCGUCUCGCUGGGGCACAGAUGGAGCCUUAGUAGUCCCACAUGGAGACAAGACCUUCUCCUUAACAUCAGAUCAAGAUCCUAACACACUUGGGGAACCCACAACUGCCAAAUACUAACCCAGCAGCAGCAACUAGGAUGAAUACAGAUUCAGCAUGGGGGAAUCCAAAAGUUGGCACUUCAAUGAUCCUAUCCAAGUCACAAGCACUCACCAGAGUUAGGCAGUGACAGUAUAAUUCUUGCGCUAGGCUCCGUCCUUAAUAUCACUGUCCCUACUAUCAAUGUUCCUAACUAUUUUUUACAGUUCUAUAUUCCAGUCCAGCUGAGCACACCACAUUUGUGCUUUAUCAUAUCAGACGUAAUGCGCUAAAAUAGCUAAUACAGAUUAUGGUUAAAUAAUGUUCUGGUUGCUUUGCUUCCACUAAUACUUUUAUUGUCUGAUAUUUUAUUUUAUUUCUCAGUAAUUGAUAUAAAAAAAAAAAAGUACACUCGUGUACAAAACCAAUAAAAUACAAAUUAAAACAAAAACAAUUGCAUAUUGGGAGUUGUAGUCUACAACAGCUUUAGAUGGUUAUGUAAAGGAGGACGGUCAAUUCUGUGAUAAUUACUGAAGAAAAUAAAACACUUAAAACUACCUUAGGCUUUUUUUAAAAUUCUUUAUUUUAAAGGUGUUAUCAUAUAGCAAUACAACACAAAAUGCCACAUGCACCACACCUUUUCUGCGUAAUAAAAAUCGUAAAAAUACAACAUAAAAUAAUAUUAGAAAUUCGGCAUAGAUAAAGGUCAGAUAUUGAUGGGCGAUGAAGUAAUGAAUUAUACAUCUCUCGCAUCAGGGCUCCCACAUCUAUGCUACUCCUCACAGUAGUAAGCAACCUCAAACAUAUCAGGUAACUUUCCCGAUUGGGAGGGGAAUAAAUUAAGCAUAUAGCACUAGUAAUUACAUUUGCCUUCGCUUAUGUCUGAUUACAGGGGUUAUGUGUCAUUGGGUUCCCAGUGGCAUGUGAGCUAUGCCUGUGUAUGGAGCUCUGGGUUUUCUGGGUAUCCCUCCCGGUACAACCACAGCCCCCCAAGGCAUGGCCGUCCGCAGGUGGGGGCAAGAGGGGGCACUUGCCCCCCCCCCUGGAUUUUUCAGCUUGUGCUGCUAUUUUUGGUUUGUGUGAAAAUACACUGCAAUACCGGCGCCGGCCAGUAGGCUGUGAAUGUUAAAAAGCAGGAAGCUACAGCUUAUCCCUGCCUCUCGCUCAUGACUGAAACCGCAGGGGAGCAGCACAGAAGCAGCCUACAGAUCAGGUAAGUGAGGGAUGGGGGGGCAGCCUACAGAUCAGGUAAGGGAGGGAUGGGGGGGCAGCCUACAGAUCAGGUAAGGGAGGGAUGGGGGGCACUAUUACCCCCUCACCUCAGCAUCAUCCCCCUCACUAUUACCACCCUCAGCAUCACCCCCCUCACUAUACCCCCUCACAUCACCCCCCUCACCCCCCCUCAGCAUCACCCCCUCACUAUCACCCCCCUCAGCAUCACCCCCCUCACUAUCACCCCCCCUCCUCACUAUUACCCCUCACCACCCUCAGCAUCACCCCCUCACCAUCACACACCACCCUCACUAUCACCCCCCCUCAAUCACCCCCCCUCACUAUCACUCACCCCUCAGCAUUACCCUCCUCAGCAUCACCCCCCCCAUCACCCCCUCCCUCAGCAUCACCCCCCCUCAGCAUCACCACCCCUCACUAUCACCACCCUCAGCAUCCCCCCCUCACUCACCACCCUCAGCAUCCCCCCCUCACUAUCACCCCCCCUCACCACCCACAGCAUUACCCCCAUCACCCCCUCCCUCAGCAGCAUUACCCCCUCUGUCACCAUUACCCCCUGUUACGGUACCCUCAGCAAUAAAUGUACAAACCGCCGUUUAGUGAAUGCUCCCCUUUCGCAAUAGCAUAGGCUGCAUGCGUAUCUAGUACAAUCAUGCGAACCGCAAGCAAGGGAACACUGCAAACUUACGAACGGGAUCCGUACGGGCACUUCACUCCACGAGCUCCAAACUCUCGAAUCGCCAAAGGUAGCCGAACGCAUAUAUCUCCCAAGCGGCUAAUAAUUCCAUCCAGCAGUCUCUAGUCGUCGGUAAUAAAUCCCCCCAAUAACGAGACCAAGCUCCGCAUUGAGGGUAAAACAUGAACUGGCUUUACUGUGGGCUACCUGCCCGUAUUUAUGCAGGUCUCCCACUUGGUGGACACUCCCCUAGGGGACCAAAUGGGAGACUGUAACAAUAGACAGACAUAUGGCAGGUUAGGACCCACAGACACAGAAUACUCCCAGCAUGCAUUAGUAUUUCCUCCCCUCUGCCCUGGAGAUAAUUGAAAAGUAAUUUAAUUAUCUCCAGGACAGAGGCAAAUCACCAUCUUAAAUGCAACAUAGCAAAACAUAUAAAAAUACAUAACUUUACAAUUGUCGAAUGUUACCCAUUCGUAUCACAUAUCCCCAGAUAGCCUGGAUCUGAGUGCAUAUUAUUGGCGAAUAGCGCUCAGAUCACAUACACAUAGUUCAAUCGCCAUGGAGUCAAAGUCUAUUACAGUCUUUCGGUAUGCGAUUGACUCCAUGGGAAGGCUAUCUGGGGUAAGUCCAUUCGUGCCUUUAAACCUCCCAAACGGCCGGUGUUCAUACACUUCUGUCGAUUGAGAAGGGAGGUCGGCGGCUUCAGCGGUGUUCGGCUGAAAAAGUGUACGUUUUCAGUUCCAUGAAAUCAAUGCCGAACACCGCUGGUCUUUCGCAUGGUUUAAAAUGGCCACCGCCUCGUGGUCGACAUACGAACGACAACCACCCUGUAUUCGGUUUAAUUGAGAAGUGUCUGCGGUUAACCGCAACGUUCUAAUUGGGAUCAAGAGGUUAACCAGCAGCACACUUCUCUUCUGGGUGGCUGUCAGUUCAGUAGUUUUGUUCGGCGGAAAAGUCAAUUCACGGAAUAGGGGCAUACGAACGGUAAUUUCACGAAAAUGCAAAACAGACGAAUCCAGCAAUCUCAGUCUAUACAGAUGGAUCUGUCACACCCUCUCCCUCACCAUCACUCCCCCCUCAGCAUCACCCCCUCUCACCAUCACCCGCCUCACCCUCUCACCCUCUCACCAUCAACCGCCUCUUUAAGCAGCUACCCCAUACACAUAGGGUACCAGACAAAAACGCAAACAUGCUCAGAGACAUACAUUCACACACACACACACACACACACACACACAAACACACACAUGGAUACUCUCUGUCAGACACACUCUCAGGCACAUACACAGGUAAACUGUGCAUCAAUGUGUAUAUGUGACAGUGUGCAUAUAUUGCAACUCUAUUUUUUUCACUUUUUUCUUAGUAGGGCCUCAUGUAUGAGUUUCGCCUAAGGCCUCAUAAAGUCUAGAGCCGCCUCUGCAGAAGGAGCCUGAGAAGAAAAACAAAACUGUGUCAAAUGAAGGAGAAGAAAAUGAGAUUGGAGCACUUCAUUCUGGACACCACAUUAUAAGGCUUUGGUCCUGGGCCUGGCAGGGAAACUUUGGACCUUCUCAUCUCCCCAGGGAAAAAAAAAUAUCAGUGUUAAUGUGUUCACUUUAAUUUACUGAGUGUCAGGAAACACAGAGCGCCGCUGGGUAGGGGUGCCGCUGAUUGGCUAGAGGGUCAGCUGGCACUCUAAGCCAAUCAGUAGCUCCCCAUUCAUGAAAACAUAAAACAUUUCUAUGAAUCAGGAACUAGCGAUUGGCUUAUAGCGUCAGCUGACCACUCUAGCCAAUCAGCGGCACCCAUGCAUGUCGUCAAUCUGCACUUCCUGACACUCCGUUUAAGAAGCUGAAUACCACCGAGUGACCUGGAGAUCUGGAGCUGGAGGAAGCUUUUGGGGGUAAACCAUUUGAGAGUGGUUUCACCCUUUAAAGGAAAGAGCGCCCAGGGGCCUCCUUGCAUCAUAGCAUUUUCAUUUAGUUGAAGUUGUUAUGGUGACCAGAAUGUUCCUUUAAUUUGAUUAAAGGAACACUAUAGUGUCAGGAAUGCAAACAUGUAUUCCUGACACCAUAGUUGUAAAAAAGCUAUUCACCCUGGCUUUAUGUGAAAAUGACUAUGCUCCUUCCCUUUCAUGACACUGUCAAAAAGGGGCCAAGCAUGGAUGUCAUUACAAUUAUGCCCCCCUCCCCAGGAAAAAUUCCUGCGUACGCCCAUGCCCCAAGGGCCUCUUCCUGAAAUAGUAUGGGGCUGUAAAUAAAGCUGCGUUGGGCUAAUCAUAAAUCAGGUACGUGUGUCCCUGUGGAGGUCACACAUUGGACUGGCAGGUAAUUGAACAAGAUAGAACAGAAAGGGUUAAACUAAAAGAUAGACCAAAUUAUAACCUAAAAACCCUGGCUGCCUAUGGCAAGUCAAAAUUUAAAUGUGCGCUAUAUAGAAACCCCAAGUUAAGUAACAUGGGUUGCACUCUGCAGGGUGAGACAGUCUAAGGAGGGUCUUGGGCACUGCCCUGGGAUGAUCUUCGCAGUCCUGGGGCUGGAACAGUUGGAUCCGCUGCCGGUCCCUGUGGUUGCAGCGUCGCAGGAGGUAGUUUCAGUGCAUUGAAAAGCUUUGCUAGGUCUUGCCCUGCAGACACAACCAGCACUAAAUUGCCGUGGGGCACCACGUUACAGAUGCUCCCCAUUGGUACCUGAUGCCAUGUUUUCUCAGGAUCCUGGUAAUCAACAGAAAUCUUCGCCAUUCCACUAACACUGCAAAUGGAAAGUAAUCAAAGAUUUUAAUCUGGCUGUUCUCUACAGUACCAGUGGGGUGGUUUCUGGAACAUGUCAGUAGUGAUGUUUUCAUCGAUAUGUCCCGUGUGACCACUAUGGUGUCUCGUGGUGCAUCAGCAGGAGCAGUGGGGGCUUUCUGGACUCUGAUUUCUGAUACCAUUGGCAUCGCUCCACUGUCUACCACACCCAGUGCCUCAGCCACCUAAUUAGCAAAGUCCAUCAGAGCCUCUGGGUUCACAGAUUCCAGCACUCCACGGAGCCUUAUGUUCCUCCUGUGGAUGCAACUGUUCUGGUAAGUUGCUGGACAUGAUAUCCUUUUGAUUUUGUGUCUCGGCCAGCCGGCCUUCUCGCUUCCCCUCUCUGGAUUCCACUUCCCCUAUUCGGUAAAUCAGGAUGCUGAUUUCAAACUGUACCCCAGCAAGGUCUGCCUUUCAUAUAGCAUGAAGGUCCAGAAGCAGUUUUUUGAUGUCCCCUUUAGUAGAUGGGGACAUGUCAGCAUCCAAGUCUGUUCUCUGGUGCACACUGCUGGGUGCCUGUGAGGCCACUGAUCCGUCUUCUCCUUCUGAGUCAUCGAAUGUGCUUGAACCUCGUGGUCUACCUGCGGCUAUCUUGGACUGGGCCUGAGGUUGCGGUCUGUUAAAGGACCUGCGGAUAUCUGGCUGGUAGGAGCCCUCAAAGUGGGCUAGUUUUCUAUGUUUGGGGGUUUAAAAUGCAAUAUGUCUUUAUUUUGCACUGUUUUCAUGGCGUUAUGGCUAGUUUGCAGUCUGUGGAGCUGGAGCUCUUCACAGACACGUCUGGUCGGUUGCUCAGCUGGCCACGCCCCCCCUUCCUUAAGCUUGUUUUAACACUUUUUAAUGUGAUUAUCAAUAUUUUUAUUUAUUUCAAAGGAACACCUCCCAUCCCUAUAACAAGUCCAGCUCAUUGAAAGAGUCCAUAUAAUAUCACUCAAUGGGCAGUCAUGCAACAACAAAAUAUACUCACUCAUUAUCCAAACUGUUUUCAAAGAUGGCAGAGAAUGAUACUGACAAUAGACUAAAACUAAACUAAAUCAAGUCAACACAGGGCUGCAACCACAGUGAAAUGUAAGAGUAACAGAAAGGAGCAGUCACUUGCUAUAGCUGGAUCAAUGUUCUAGAACACAGUAGCCAAUGAGAAUCAGACCUCAUAAUAAAUAAACAUAGGGAACAAAUAGGUAGCGCGGUAGAUAUUGCAAUAGACAUUUAUAAUACAAAUUGAAUUGAAGGCAAAGUAAAAAUCUUGCCACAUCAAACCACAAUAUUCAGAUAGAUAUAGUCAUUUGGAUGAUAGCCUUACAUAUGUUAUGGGUACUCAACAUUCGAUCACAGGUCCAUAUAAUUACUCUUUCUAAGCAUGUAUAAAUGCAAAUAAGUAAUAAAAGAAUUACAGCAAAAUGUAUUCUUGUGUGUUAGAAACUCUACAUACCAAAUACAUCAUAAUAUAUUAAAUGCAUAAUACAUAAUAAAAUAUUAAAUGCACAUUGUAUAAUAACAAAGUCAUUAGUUCUGAGCUUUUUGGUUGUAGAUCUCAAAGCCAGUUGCAGGAAUACAGUAAACCCUUGCAAAACAAUUAAUUCCGGGGAGGACUGGAGGUGGGGACAUGCUCCUACAAUGUUUGUGUUAUCACAUAUGCUAACUAGAAAAGCUACAAUUUCUGGGGAAAUUGUGUGAAGUGUUCUUGCCUCCACCAGUAGUCUACAACUGGAGUGGGCAGAGUAACUGUUAUUAUUUAUUUAUAUAGCAAAUUUAAUUGCAAUGUUGUUGCCCAAAGUGCUUCACAGUUACAUAAAACCAUACAUUUAUAAAAACAUUAGCAGGUGUACAAAAGGCCCUGUCUAUGACAUCACUUGCUGCUCCAGCCUGGCACAGGUCAGAGUAUUUUGGCGGUUGCCAUCUUCAAAUGGUCGUAUUUUAAAAACUAUAAAUCCUACAGCGAAGAGCUUUAUAUUGUGAGAAUCACAAGACCCAGACCUACAUAGUGUGAUGAUGCAUAGUAUGUCUCUGAAAUAUAAAAAAUGAAAGCACAGUCACAGUUUAGAAAUUGACCUUCAAAUUUGAGUUGGCUAGAGUGGAGUUUCAACGAAUGUCAAUGGACGGCGUGAGUUGCAAACAAAUGGUCAUAUUGUGAAAACUAUCAGGACUAUUGCUUAUCCGUGGACAUGUUUAAUGGCAGCAGGGAUAGCUGAACAUUUUGAUAUAAGAUUUGUGUAGGUGGGCUUGAAAAUGAGGGAGUUCUGGCAGUUUAGAAAUCAUGUCCUGAUUCUUCUGCUUUUGCCAGCUCCCACUCCAGUUUUGAACAUUUUGCCAUUCAUUCCUAUGGGACCAAUUUCGCCACAAGAAAGACGAUAUUCCGUGAACCAUUCAGUGAAACGUUCCACAGUAAUAGCAAUCCAAUUUGGAACAAUCUGCACGUUUCGGUAUAUAUCUUUCUAUGUAGUGUAAAAACUGUGGGAGGAGUUAGGGUGGUAAAUUUGGCAAUAAUAAUAAUAAUAUAUAUGUGAGAUAACAUUAAGUGGUCUUGCUAUGCAAGAACACUUAAUAAGACAAUAAAAUAAAACAUAGAACUGGGGAGACUGGAACUAUUAUUCCAGAAGCAAGAUAGACCAAAUUGUCAAAUCUAUAAAGUGACAGAAAAGGGGAGACAAGGCACAGGUUGAAUAUCCAAAAUAUGUUGGAUUGGGAUAUACAGAAAUCAGGUGAUGAAAUAGAAGGAUUAAAGGAAUGAUGGUGCAGGUCAUUGGACUUUGGCUACUAAAGUAGCAGAAUAUCUGAAUAAUGAGUGUGCAUUGCUUUUUAUAAGGAGGGUCAGGACAAUGAUGCACAUAUGUUGUUGAGAAUGGCCACAUACCUUAGCCAAGGCAUAGGCAACCUUCGGCACUCAAGAAGUUUUUAACUACACCUUCAAUAAUGCUUUGCCAGCAUUAUGGGUGUAAGAGCAUUAUAGGGGAUGUAGUCCACAACAUCUGGAGUGCCGAGGGUUGCCUACCCCUACCCUAGCCUAUGCAGAUGAAGCACCCACAAUAUCAAUUAGUGAUGCCAGAUGCACUUGUAUCAUUGUAAGGUGCAGAUGUGAUGUCUGAAUACCAACUGUUGCUUAGCAUUAAAAAAAGUAAAAAAACGAAAUAAUUUUUAAAGGAUUCACAAAGGCUUGGUUGUCCGUUAGCCUACGUGGCUCAAAUGGUAAAGUGCUGAGCUGAACAACUGAAUGAUUGACCAAGUUCUUUGCCAACAGUCUGGGCUCCAUUUUGGCAGUGAUACUUUACUUGAUGGGCCGUUGGACAUUACUGAGAGUAAGUGUAAAAGAUUUAACCAUUGAAAUUGAAUUAAAGAUAAUCUCAGUCACUGCCUCCCUCCUUGAAAAUAAAUAUUAUAUCUAGGACUAUCAAGGCCCUUGUUUAGAUAUGCUCUCUACAGUAGAAAUACUGAGUCAAUUAAUUCUUAAUCGCUUGUUUAUCCUAUGUUCCUUUAUAUAUCCAGCAUAUAGCUUGCUUCAUUAUAAUGUUGACGUGAAAAUUUGAGAUUUUACUACAAUUAUACAUCUUCUUUUCUAUAAUCAGAGAGGUUGGAAAAAAUGCAAUGUAAACGCUAUGCAAAAAGCUACAUUUUGCAAUAUAAGGGGGAGAUUUACCACAGCAAAACAGAUGCUAUUUUGAAUUGCAAGGUGCUAAAUGCUCAAAGACAUAACAUGGUGACUGCUGUUUAGUUAGUUCUUUGCCCCAGAAUAGGACCUGGUUUAGAUAAAUCUCACCUCAAAUAUAUAAUAUGGUUUAAAUCAGUUCCUAUUUACGUGCGGUAUUUGAUGCAUAUAAUGCAUUUAAAGGUUCUUUAUAGUAAACACUCUAUGGAACACACAAAUUCUCAGACACUACCGUUUUGUGUUCCCCCCUCAUUGGUAGCUAUUUAAAGAAGCAAGCUUGAGAGCAUCUAAGAGUGUCAAAAUAUUGGGCUGGCUUGAAAUCUCCCCUGUUUCAGCAGGUUUUGCACAUGCCUGGCAUUCUUAAAUUGAAAUUUCUUAAAUUGCCCUAUCAGGCAGCAUAGCUAGCUGAGUGGAGAAAUGCUUUUGGCCUCAUUAUUCAGUGGCCAUCAUUGGCGCAUAGCAGCAGGGGGUGGGGUUACAGUACCCAUAAGAAAGAGAAACAAGACUCCAUAUUAGAAGCAGCACAGGGAGAGCACAGCAAUAGUAGCUUUUGUCCCCUACCUAAUUUAAGUGUGUAAUAUUAUCUUAUAGUCUCUCCCAAUAGCCCCAUGCACUGCUUAAGUCCUGAAUAAGCAAGGGAAUUUACUUGAAUACAUAAUUAAUAUAUAAAGCCAGGGAAGCCCAGGGAGGACAAGGGGGGAGGGACAUAUCUGACACAAGAGCACUGUGCUGACUGUCACUUAUAGUUUUAAUAACUCAUACUGCAUAUACCCACCAUCGUCUUUAAAGUGCUCAGUCACUCUACAGCUGAGACCUGAGACACUCAUGCUGUGGCUCGCUGAAAAGUUGUGAAACUUCAAACUGCAGGACUGGGGCUGUGACUCUGAGGACUGGGCUGAUUCUGAUUUCAAUCUGUUUUAAUCUGUAAUUAUUGUUCCUUCUGUUAACCAUGUCAGCUACUUCUUGGCUCCACAUAGCCACUGCAUAUUAAUUAUAUUGCCCAGCUGCAAAGGUAAUAAGGAGUCUACCAGUAUCCGGCUGCUUUAACCAUGUGUACGCAGUGUGUUGAGAACUAAUAAGCAGCUGACAUGUUUGGAGCCUAUCAGUAUCUUGAUGUUUUAACCAUAUUUUAACCAGCGUGCUGAGAGUUAAUGGAGUAGCUGACAUGUUAUAUAACAGCAACAAUAUUUUAUAUAACAGCAACAAUAUUUAAUAGAAAGCUAUGUGAUCAUAGCAGGAGAACUACUGAAAAUGAGAUCAUGCAAUGGAGAGCUAACAGAGGGCAAGGAAGAUAGACAGAGAGAGAGAGAGUUGGAGCAUUAUAUAGAGACACGUACUGUGUGUGUAUCUCUGCAUAGCAGCUCUGUGUAAUCCAUCACAGUGAUCCUGACUGUGUGGGGUAGUUAUAUUAUCUCCUUAUUGUAUCCAGCACUGAGUGUUAUUUUUUCUGUAUUUUGCUGUAUAUUAGCAUCCCUUUUAUUAUGAUCAGCUCUCUGUAUUGAAUGACUAUCUCUGUACUGUACAGAGAGGAGGAAAAUUCUGGGUGAGGAAUCUGGCGUUCCAGCAUCUUAAAACUUCACCAGCCGUGACUGUGCAUCACAAUAGAAUGAUGCAGUUGUUAAACAUUUGAAACAGCAAAUAUUUAAAACUCAAUUUAUUGCAAACAAUGCUUAAAAUAAUUAUGUAUCUCUAUAUAUAGUAGUUAAAGGGUGUGGUGAUCCUCUGAUGUUCAUUUUUAAUUCAACUAAUAUAACUAUACUUGCUUCUCCUCUAAGCUUUUAUAAUAACCCAUAAAUUACAUUUUCUGCCAAACACUCAUUUUUAAGGAGGAUACAAAUCAAUUUGAAUGGGAGUCUGAUGCCUAUAAAUUACUUAUAAAAUGACCUCAUAACAUCUAACUUGCAUCUCAUAUAAGGCGGACAAAGUCAAGGAGAACACUAGUUCAGCUGAAGAACAAUAAGCAUAUCCAUUCUACGUGUAUACAAAAUAAGUCGUGUGAUCAACAUGAGCCACAGAAGCAAUCACUCAUCCUGCGGAUCUGUCUUGGGAGCUCAUCAUUCUGGGGGACAUUACUCUUCCAGCUACAUCUCUUCAGUUCAUCAUGGAAGCUCUAAUAAAUGCCAUAACAAGAGUCAAAGUGGUCACUAUAAAGCUUCCAGCCAUCAUGGAGCAAGCAAGAAGCUGUCCAGCCAUUCUUCUAUUGGUCUUGAACAUGGAAGUGGAAGUGUUGGUAAUCUUAGAUCUCAUCACAAGAGUUCUAGCAGUCAUAGUCAUGGUCUACUUAGUAUCAAUGAGAAAGAAACAAUGCAGUUUCUAAAUGGACGUCUUGCAUCUUAUCUGGAGAAGGUUCAUUCACUAGAACAGGAGAAUUCUCAACUGGAGAGGAAGAUAUGCGAAUGGUAUGCAAAUAACGCCCCCAGCUCCCUGCCAGACUCCAGUCAGUACUUCAGGACUAUCCACGAGCUUCAGAACCAGGUGAAAAAAUAUAUACAAAUGUAACUCAUUCAGGCAUUAUACCAUGAACAGUUAUCUUGAAGAUGGCUAUUCAUGAGAUGAUACUGCAGUAUUGAAGCAAAGUCAAAAAUUAACAUUCUCUAUCUCAAUUUAUGCAAACGUAUUCUAAUGUUCAAAGAUUUCAGCUCAUAUAAAAUGAAAUAUUGUAUUACCAGAGAAAAAUAAAUAUAGUCAACGUCUAGAGUUGUAAACUUGAAAAAAAAAUUUUUUUGUGAAGUCACAGUUACAUUAAAGCACUAUUUAUACUUUUUGUUGAGAAUAAUAGCAUCGUAUGUAAUUUGUUUUUCUAACCAAUAAUAUGUAAAAAAAAAAAAAAAGUGCCAGCAAAUUCUGCAGUGCUGAACAAUGGGUGGACUAUUAAACAAGUAUUUGCAACAAGAGGAGUUGGUCGCACAGGAACAGAGGGUGUUGAGGGCCCUUCUCAAACAAGCUUACAUUCUAGAGAGAGUGGGCUAAAGUGGCACAAGAGGUAAGGGUAUAAUAUAUUUAAUUCAUGGGAAAAAGUAGGUUGCUAGAAUAGUUUACAGUGAAGGGUUAGUUUUUUUGAUCACAUGGAGAAGAAGCAGGGUUACCAAGUUGCGGGAAAGGAACCUAUUAACAUUUUAAUUUAUAUGCUUUCCUAGAGAAGUAUGUUUUCAAUUAUUUUUUGAAGUAACGGAGACUGGUUGAGAGUCUAAUGGAGAAGGGAAGGGAGUUCCAUAGGAAUGGCAUGGCCCUAGAGAGGUCUUGAAGUUGGGCAUCAGAGGUGCGAGUAAGAACAGAGGAUUGACCAUGAGGGACAUUUAUUAAUUCUGGGGCAAAGUUCUAAACAAGGAGCAAUCGCCACAGAAACCAAUGGAAUAUCUUCGAGUACUUUGUACCAAGUAUUUCAUCUGUUUUACCUUGAUAAAUCUCCUUCUUUGUAUUUUGUAUUUAGAGCUGAAUUGAGUUAUUUUUCCUUCACAGGUUGCUUCUGCCUCAGUGGACAAUGCAAGAAUUGCCUUACAGAUAGAUAAUGGCCAACAAGCUGCAGAUGACUUUAGAAGCAAGUAAGUUUUUAGAACAAUUUGUAUGGAAUAAAACAGAACAUUUCACUAUAUUUAAUUCCCACUAGCAUUGAAGUGAAAAGUGUUUUAAGAUGGGCGUUAAUUUACAGUGUAUAAAUUAAUAACUGAUAACCAAAAAUGUUUCCUGCACAUCACAUUGUCCCACAUUCCUCAGUUAAAUACCAGAGGUUUUUAGUACCACUUUAACGACGAUUAAAGUGUAAGCUCAUCUGCCGACAAUCAGGCAAGCCUCUUUGGUUAGUCCAACACUAGCAAUUCUCCAUGCAGCUUUUAGCUAAAGGGCUUAAUAUCUAAUUAGAAAGAAAAGGGUAUUCUUAUGAAUCUCUACAAACUAAGUAAUAAUUAACAGAGAAUAUAUAGAGUUGGCAUUUAAUUUAUUAACCAAUAAGUCCACUGAAUGGUUUAGAAGGUUUUAUUCAUGUUUCCAUGGUGUUCUCAACUUAGGUAUGAGAUGGAGAAAAACUUAAGGUCCAAUGUAGAGGCUGACAUUGGAGCUCUGCACAAAGCCCUAGGACAGCUUAACAAUGAACUUCAAGACUUAGCAAUCCAAGUUCAAUGCCUCCAGCAAGAAAUUCUCCAGUUGAAGAACAACCACACAGAGGUAAUAUUGAUGGUGAAUUCGUUGUGAUGUGGGUAUAAGUCCCAUAAUAUUACAGGGUAACAUACGUUGUUAUAUGUUCUAAUAGUAUUCAACAACAAAUCAUAUCAUAGAGCUAUUACAUUAUGUAAUUAUAUGGAAUCAAUGAUGCCAAGAUAUCGGUAAAUUUAAUAAUUUUAUUAACGCACUUAGCACAUUUAGUCACACAAGUGUGUCUAAAGGCUAAUAACAUAAAUUGUAAAAUAAAUGUUUGCUUGAUGCCUGGAAUACCCUUGUAGUAAAGGGAGCAAUGACAAACUCUAUAAACAUUCCAGUAAUAUUCCAAAUAUGUUUCACAUAUGUCACGUGUGGAACAUAAGUCUGAGGUUUCAUAAUGGGUUGAUGUCGGGCACUAGUUGGAUAUUAUCUACAAUCUACAAUCAUAACUGCUUUAUCUAUGCUAUUUAAUACAAGUAAAAUUGAUCCUUAGAAAUGGGGUUACAUGUAAUAUUAGGUGUCCUUUUAUAUGUAAAAUUUAAUUUGCAUGAAUAAACCUAACGCCCGUCUAGGGCCUAGGCCCCGGCAAUGGCUAGUGGAUAGCCUCUAUCGGUGCUGACCAUGUUAGAAACUCCAUCAAACCCUCACAGCAGAUAGUACUCUUAGUCAUCAACUGAGCACAAUUAGACUGUAUGAGAGCUCCUUUAGUGGUCUGCAAAAAACACACACACACUCAGAAACAACACAACACUUAGCCACACUCUGACUCCUCUACAGACGCACAAUACUCCUCCACACACAAAAUUCAGCAUACCACACACAACACUCAACCAGCACACAGAAACACAUUUAGCCUCCCCCCACAUACAGCUCUAAGUUUACUCUGCACACACAACACUCCACUAUACACAAUCUCAAACACAACACUCAGCCUUCUAGAAGGAGGACUCACUAUAGCAUUUUGUCUUGAGUCCUGGGUAACCUUAAAACUUUAUAAAAACCCAUUGUAUCUGGGUGGAUAUUUUACUAUUUUACACCAACACACUUGGAUAGUAGGGAGGGGGUGGGAUGGUAAAUCACAUCACAGUGAGUUUUUCUGCUGAUUGAUCUGUUUUUAGAACUUUAUACUCUAUAGAUAGCCUUUAAUAUAUUUUCCUAUCACAUCUGACCAUGAUUAUUUUUCACCCAAACAUAAAGGAAGUGAAUGGGCUGCGUGCUCAGCUGGGAGCCAGAGUCAAUGUAGAAAUGAAUGCUGCUCCAUCCAUCGAUCUGAACAGCGUUUUAUCUGAGGUCAGAGAGGAAUACGAAAACCUAAUGGAGAGGAACCUCCGGGAAGUCGAGGGCAUGUUCUUGGAAAGGGUAAUGCAAAUUAUUUAAUUGUCUCACACUUCUAUACCCAUUCUACGUAAUUAAAAUCUGCUCACAACCAUUUUUGCUUUGUGUUACUGGAAUAUAAAGUUAGUUAUUCACUGAACUCAAAAUAUCAUCAACUUAAAUCUAAAAAAAGUAAGUAAAAAUAGCUGAUUUGGAAAAAUUCCUGAACUUGGUAAUUUCACAGUUUGCCUAUUUUUGACAUUAGGAUUCAAUUUCACUAAAAUUCGAAGUUUAAAGAAUUAUUCACUAACGUGAGAAUUCAAAGUAAAUUCAAAGUGAAUUUCAAAUAUAAGGUCAAAAUAGCUAAAGUCUUCUAAGUCAGCUACGCUUUUAGUUUAGCUACUCUUUACCUAAAUUUUAAAUUCACUUUGACUCUCACUACAGUAAAUAACCCUCAUAGGGAACCCUGUGAAUUUAUAUCCAAGUUUGUUCCUGAAUUAAAUUACACAUUUCUAGAUUCCAAAACACUAUUGAUCAUAAUCAUGGUGCCUCACAUGCUCUACUUUGCUAAAAAGACAAAAAAAAAAUAAGCAUACAAAGUUUUAAAAAUGUGACUAUUACUCAAAGGAUUCCAGAUCCGUUUUAACCAUAAGAAAAGUGCAAAUCACAUCUUUUAAUGUUCCUUAUAUUAUGGGGUGGACAUAAUUUGGAGCUAUAUAAGUUACUCAAAUAAAGAGAACUGAAGAACUUCCAUUGGAUGUUUUUUUCUCCUUGCAGAGUGCAGAAUUGGACCGCGAGGUAUCUUCUGGAUCUGAACAAAUGCAGUCAGUAAAUAAUGAACUUAUUGAUCUCAAACACUCUGUACAGACCCUGGAGAUUGAGUUGCAAAGCCAAUUAAGUUUGGUAAGUAAGCUUUAAUAUACAGCACAUGUGCAAAGACAGACAAAUCGUCAGACUGUUAGACCUACAGACAGUUAGAUAAAAAAUUUCUACACCUAGCAAUACCAUUAGCCUUAAAAUUGCCAUCAAAUUAUUUUGCUUCUUAAUAUUUCAGGAAUUAUGGCUGCACAAAAUGACAGUAUGAUUUAUUUGUGGCUAUAGUUAAUCAACAUGUUUUCUCCAUGUGUUCUGCAAACUCUGCACUUACACUUAGAAAAAAAACUACGCUGAAAGUGGUGUAGUACCUCUGUAGUCAGUCUGUGAUUUGUAUUAGCAAAUAUAACAGAAUUUUUUAUUGUUUUACUUUUUAUUGCAACUCCUUUUGCAAGAUACAUCUGGCAGAUAGUAAAUUGAUAGUAAAUGGAAAUGUGUUCCAUUAUCACACAACCUUUAAAGUGAAAAAGUGAAAACAAAUGAAUAAUAGUCUCCUGUAGCUCCUCUGCCAAAUGUAAAUUUAAUGAGACACUCUAUUCACCAGAAGCCCUACAGCUUAAUGUAGUUGUUCUGGAGUCUAUAGCCUGUCCCUGUAUUCUUUUCAAUGUAAACACUGCCUUUUCAGAGAAACUUGCUGCUUAGUAACACCUCUAGUGGAAGUCACUCAGGCAGCCACUAAAGAUGCUUCCUAAUUCAGUUCUGCAUUAUGUGCAGCACCUACAGAAAUCCUAUGAUAUUAUGAAAUGUGUGGCUGUUCUCUGUCACAAUGUGAUUAUGAUAAAUCACAAAGUAUACAAUUUCAGGCAAAAGAUAAUUUCCUUUGUUUUGUUUUUGUUUCCAUCAUUUUAGAAAUCUGCUUUGGAAGGCACUCUAGCCGAGACAGAGGCCAAUUUUAGAUCCCAACUUUCCCAGUUACAGUGCAUCAUUGAUAAUGUAGAAUCUCAGCUAUCACAAAUCCGGUCUGACCUUGAACAACAGAACCACAAGUACCAGCUCCUCAUGGACCAGAAGACCCAUCUUGAGAGGGAAAUCAGUACUUACAGACAUUUGAUGGAUGGACAUGAUAUUCAGUAUGUAAUAAAGACGUUGCUAUUUUCAUUUUUUAAGUUUCAGAAUGAAUAAUAUGAGAAGGGAAUAUAAAUACAUGCUGAAGGGGAUAUAUAACAAACAUUUUUAAUAAAUGCUCUUAUACACACAAUUGUUCGAUAAAAUGUAAAUCUUUGUUGACUAAUAUAAUACACAUGAAACAAAAUUAAUCUAAUCUCAGCCUUUCCCAUGUCUCCUUGCAGUUUCUCAGGUCACAGUUCUUCAGGAGGUAAGUAAUGAGCAUUAUUAAAAGUCUUACAUAUGACAUUAAUUGUAAUUAUUAUAUUUCUUAGUUAUGGAUGGUAACUACUCGUGAUAUCCGUUAAAAAACACAUCUCUGUUAUUUCUAAUUACAAUAACAUUUAAAGGGAAAAUGUAUAAUUUCAAAACAUGUUAGAUUUAAGGAACAAUUACCAUGGAAACCACUAAAACGUGUCUUAACAUUUACCACCUUGAAACAAAAUAGCACCUGUUUAGUCUUGAUAAAACUCCCUUAAUGUCUUUAGCUAUACAACACAGUUUUUAGAUUGAAAUCAAUCAUUAUGAUAUACAUAGCCAUUAUAAUAUUUAAUAAUAUUGUUUAGGAUUCUAAAAAGAAAAUAGAUACAUGAUUAAUAAAUAAAAUUUUUCAGAAUGUUAAAAACUGUAAUAAAAGUCAAUUAACUAAUUCUUAUAGCUCCACCUAUUGUGUAUUUGUAAUUGGGUGAGGUGUACAAUUCUCUGCAGAGUCUUAGUUGAUGUGCUCCAUUUCAAUUGCAUUGAUUCAGACAUUCUCAAGUGUCAAUAUAAUGAUGAAGCUAUAUUUGUAUAGUUCUAAACUUAACAUUGAUGUCUCAUUUGUUUAAGGAUUUCAUCACAGCAAGUGCUAGAAGAAGUCCAGAAAGACAUCAGUCUUUGAAACACGUGGAUCUCUAGAGUAAAGAAAGAAAUAUUAUAUUGUCUACUUUUUCUGAAUCUGGGUGUUGUGUUUCUAUUACCUUUUUUUUUUAUUUUGUUUUCUGUAGAGUGAUUAAAGCAAGUGAAAAGUCCUAUACAAAAUAUAUCCACUGCAAGAGAAAUUUGAUCUUAAAUAUAACAUGCACAGAACAAACAUCGUGUAAAUGACUUUAAACCUCUUCAUAGUGGAAUUGAUUUAAAAUAAAAAUUGGUUCUGCAUAAUGAAUAUAAUAUAUGAUCAACCACUCAAAAAAUAAACAUAGAGCUAGAGAGAUAGAUAGACAGACAGACAGACAGACAGAUAGAUAGAUAGAUAGAUAGAUAGACAGACAGACAGACAGACAGAUAGAUAGAUAGAUAGAUAGAUAGAUAGAUAGAUAGAUAGAUUGAUUUAAAAAAAUGACUUUUCUAUUCCCAUGUUGGAAAUAUUUGGUAAAUGUUUACUCAUUUAUAAUUAAGUUAACUAAUUAUUCAAUUGGAAGAUGUGCAUAUUGAUUGGAUUUUUUUUUUUUGAAGAAACUUUUGGACUGUAUUGUCAAAACUCUUUCUGACUGUGGCUGUUUUUCUAACUGUCCUUUAAUCAGGAUUUUGUAAAUAAACUUUAUCUGUCUCAUGCAAACUGCACGUUUAUGUGGAUGUUUUUUAUAAGGUAACAUAAUGGAAAAAGUAAGCGUAUAUGAUGCCAUCCUAUCUUGGUUUUACUUGUAUGAUUUUAAAGGAACAUUAUACAGUCAGGAACACAAACGUCCAUGCCUGACCCUAUAAGGUUAAAACACUAUUUAGGGUGCUGGACUGACCCAGGAAGCACCUCUAGUAGCCGUCUGAGGAGUGGCCACUGGGGGUAUCCCUAGGCUGUAAUGUAAACACUGCCUUUGCUCUGAAAUUCUGUGUUUACAGCAACAAGCCUGCAGGGACUGACUAUACUCACCUGAACAAAUAUAAUAAGCUGCUGUUGUUGUGGUGACCAUAGUGUCCCUUUAACCAUUAAUAUCUAUUGAUGGAAACUGAUACGUCUUGAAUACUCAGAAUAAUUCAUGUGAAACAACGAGAUGAGAACAUUUAAGGUCUGGAUUUAGUCAAUACACUUUGCAAAUGAUUUCAUAUUUUGGAUUAAUGUAAAAAUUUAAAAAAAUAUUACAAUAUUUAAAUAUUUUCCAAAAUAUCAAAUUGUUCUCUAAGUUCAUUCAAAAAUAUUAAAUAAGCUAAAAAGUCUAGAAAUGAAAAAUGUGCAAACAAAGCUUGCAAAGACAAGAUGACAAUUUGUAUAAUUUAUAAAAUAUUUAACUCUGAAAUUAGAGAAUUAUUGCAAAAGUUUAAAUGCAAGAAUAGUCAGUUUUGUAACAUCAAUGCAAAGAUGCUGAUAUUUAAAAGACAGCAGUUCAAUUGUAAAUCUUCAGAAUUGCCACUGAGUAAUGUUUUGCCAAAGAGCAAAUAUCUCAGUGCUACAGGAAAGAUAACGUAUGAGUGACGCAUAAUUGGCCAACAAGAAAAAAAUUUUUAAUAAUGCAUAGGCAAUCUUUAUUAAUAGAAUAUAAUUUGGUUCAUUUUCUCAAGAUAGAAUGUAUGAAUGUUGAGACAUGAGAAAAUUAUCAAUUGACCGUAAAAAAAACCAUUGAUCAAUUCUGUUCUCAAAACAUUUUCCUUUGUGAGAGAAGGAUGAAAAGGAUUAGGAAUCAAUAACUUUAAAUUGCAUGAUUGUGAUCUGAUUUCAAGAGAAAAUAUGUAUUUUCAAGAUAUUUAUGGUGUGGCGAACUGCCUAGUACCCUGACUGGGUACCUCCGCCAAUUCAUGUUUCCUAGUAAUCACCGAGUACCAUAAGCACUGCCCCAGGAUACCAUAAGCACGUCCAGCUCCUAGCCACCGCAGCUUGGCUGGGGUCUCGCUAUCUCCGGCCACCCUGGACCCAAGUCCUGGAUACAGCUCCCGGUGGGUAGACCUGUCCUCCAGAGAGUUUAGCAGGUAUAGCAAGUAUAGCUGUUCCCCCACACACGAGCCGAGGAUUAAUGCUAGGAAGUAGUCUGUUUAAUGCAGGCAAAUAUUCACAAUUUAAACACACAGCCUCAUUUACAUACAAUAGGGUACAUAGAGCAUUAUAGUACAAGGAAGGGUGGGGUCAGACAAUAACAAGGGCUGAUGGAAGAUUGAAGAGGGACAAAGCAGCUACUUUAAACUGGUCUGGUAGUGUCUCUAGGACAAUGCCCUGCUAGGGAAAUAAUAAGACAGGAAUAAGGGGGAGGAUGAGAGGCACAUACAAGCAAUACAUUCAACAUACUCCUCCCCUGUGCCUGAAGGAUAAUUGAGUCAAGAACUGUACAAACUCAAUUAUCUCCAGGUACAGAAAAACACACAAUUUCACAACACCCCAAAAGUACCCUGAAAAUCCAUGGAAACCCCUUAAGUGCCAUCCCCUGAUAGACCUGAUCUGAGUGACAAAAAUCACUCCGAUUGGUGCAGUGGUUAGGAUUUUCUAUGGAAGUCAACUUUUAACAUGUUUCUUUUGCCCAUAGUCUUUGGGCAGGAGGCUAGCCAGCAGGCCCCUUCAGGAACACGUGACAGAGGCAUCUUUUCCAAAUAUGGUAUUAUAUAUUUACAAGAACUAUAUUCAGAGUCAAAUCAGUCAAAACAGUCAUUAGACUGAACUCAUAGAUUGUAACCUAAUUUAUGCUGGUCCUUCUUAACUUCUCAAACAUCCCCAUUCAAAAAUUGUAAAACGUUGUGAAUGUGUUGUAACUGAUCCCCUAUACUACGACUGAGUAUAUCUGUUGAAGAGUCUCCCAGGUCCCGAAGUGAAGCAGUGAUUAUAACUCUGUGUUACCCAAACAUCAGCCAAGACUUGAUGAAGGGUACAAAUUAACUUCUUUAUUAUGGCCAAGUUGCCUGCUUAUAUACACAACACCCAGCAGGGGGUCUCCAAACAAUACAAUGCAAGCCCCUCCCAAAGAUCGCUGUACCUAGGACAUAAUUGCAUUAAAGACAGUUAAGCUAAUUAUCUCCCAGGAACCGAGAGGCAAACAGAAAAACAGAAAAAUACCCCAGACAUCAUACAAAUAUACAAUAGCCCCACUAAUAACAUCAUAAAAAUAUAAAACAUAUAAAAAAAAACAAAAAAAUUUACAAUAACCCCAAAUAGCACUGAUCUGAAUGACCUAGUUCUCCAAAUAGCGCUCAGAUCCAUGCAGUGUAGGGGAAAUGCCACCAAGUUAAACUUUUGAUCGGCCGAACACAUGGUCCUAUGCCAAAAAUAGUUUCAGGGAAUUUGGUGCUUUUGCUCCUGCUUCCGAAAUAUGGGUUGCUUCGCCUGGCUCUAAGGUAGCAUUUGCGCCACUUAGUCUCAGGCACCGUCCCUCCAAAAAGUUCUCUCCUGGUGGGUUGCAAAGUCGUUUAAAACCCCGGAUCCAGUUGUCCGGGAACCGCAAGGUUACCUAAUGCCGAAAACAAUUCCAUGACAUUCGUGACUAAGUAACGCUAAGGUGACCAGGGACCCACAAAGUCAUAAUGCUGAAUUUAGCUCCAUAACAAUCGUGACUAAGUACUGCUGAGGACAAUUUGUGGGUUUCUUCAUGCGAACGGCCACCAGGGAGCUGGAGUUUGGAUCCAUUUGAAUGAAGGGAAAGUGCUGAACCAGGGGCACCCAGGGAAAGCUGCUAAUGGUGGCUGGGGAAGUAAACCCCUGAACGGGGUCUCCAAAGUGGACCACAGUCGGUGGCCUGGAGGCCAGCUUCCACACUCCUCCAGGAGUUUAUGGCCAACGCCAAUUUUAGAGGUACUUUUAUUAAUUAAUUCCAACAUCCUGUAGUGGAUAAUCUUACCAAACUAAUGCAAAUGGUAAGAGAGAAUGUGAGAGAUAAACAUAACCAAUUAGAUAAUUUAACUAGACACUAGGUGCAGUACACUGAACUACCAGAGUGAGGCCCUGUGAAAAUUACAUGAUGAGCCUUCAUAUAUGAAACUUUAUAAAAAUCCAACUACAAGUUUUCUCUGCUGUAGAUGACAACAGAAGAUGAGAUUGCAAGGUGGUCUUUAUGUAAGACAUUGCUUCCCAGUACUCCUGUUUUUCAUAUUUUACUCAAAAUCCAUAAAUAUCAAGUCCUAUACCCUGAAAAGAUGACUGUUUUGAAUGACAUUACGGAAGAUGCAUCCUUCAUACCUUCAUACAUGUCAGAGCUGGGUAAAGGUAGGCACUUCGUAUAUACCUGAGGUGUAUUUGGUAAUACCUUGGCACUGAACUGAUGUAACUGAGAUUAUAAUCCCAAAAGGACUAAGCAUUUCAACUGAGAUGUGGGUGACCUUUUAUAUAAAAGGAUUUGGGCAUGAAACCACAGGACCACCAGAGAAGUUGGAAUUAUUGGUCAUGCUUACACUCUAUGCUUAAAAUAAGAUAGGUCAGACAUUGGUGGUCUCCACAAAGCCUUGGAACAACUGAACAACAAACUUCAAGAUUUAGCAAAACAAGUUUACUGACUCCAGCAAGAAAUGUUCCAUCUGAGGAGGAACCACACAGAGGUACCAGAACCCUGGAUAUUAUUUUUCAUUAUGGUUUCAUAUAGUAGAAAACAAAUUCUCAAAGUCAAACUGUUGAUAUUAUUGAUGCAGUCCAAUGCCCAGGGCAGGAUUUACAUGGCAGGUGUCUGUAGGCACCUAGGAUUAACGUAAAUGGUUUGUUUUCAGGUUUAUGCUGUGAGUGCUGGAGUUUAAAGGGUUAUUUACAAAGUGCUCACCCUCCCAUGUCUUCUGUAAACCAGUCAGGUUGAUGAUAUUAGUGCUGCAGGAGCUGUUAUACAGUGUGUAUCACUCAGAGCUUCCAUUGCUCCUCCAGCAAGGCAUUUACUGUGUAAGAGGAUGUUAGUGGGCAGAUAAGAAGUGAUCCCUUCUUCUUCCUGUCCAGCUUCACGCACAGACACUGGAGAAGCUGGGACAGCACUGUGUUUUACACCCUCUAUAACUAUUUCUGCAGCUCUGGUAUUAAGGUUGACUGGGCUACAGAGGAUACUGGUCAAAGCUUCUGGUACUUAUUUCCCAACUAGCCUAUUUAAAGGGACACUAUAGUCACUAAAACAAUUGGUGUAUAGAUCAUGCCUCAGAAGUCACUCUGACUAUUAAUCAGAUUUGAAUUGUUAAUUGUAACUAAAGAAUUUUAGACAACUGAUGAAUUCCUUAAUAUUUAAUUGGACUAUUGUUCUGUCUUUGUAGAGAUCAGGACUGGAAGGGAUUUUGACUGAAAUGCAGGCUACCCUUGUUUACCGGUUCUCCCAGUUACAGUGCCUCAUUGAUAUCAUGGAAGCUUAAUUGGCACACAUCCAGUCCGACCUAGAACAUAACUCUGACUACCAACGUCUUAUGGACCAGAAGACCCAUCUGGAAAGGGAAAUAAGCAACUACAGACUACUGGAUGGACACAACAUUCAGUGAGUAGAAAAUAUUUUGUCACAUAGAAUGCUUAUACUGAUUUUGUUAUUUAAAUAUAUAAGAAUGUUCAAUGUGAGUGUAUGUGACAAUAUCAUGUGAAUGUUUUUUUAUCUAAAGCAAUUGGAAUAUUUCACCAAAAAUAUACAUGUUGCAGCACAGCUAUAAUUCUUUAGUGUCUACUCUACCAUCAUAAGAAUGACCAAGGAAAGAGAAUUUUGGGUUUGAAGAUUCAUUAUGAAGGAAUUUAUUUGCGAUUAAGUUUCAGAAGAUGGGGAAAAUAUAGUAAUAGUACGACCAGAGGUUAGACAUAGGUCUCCGGCAGAGCGUAGGAGCGUAGACGGGACAUAUUUGUGUAUUAGUGAGGAUAAAUAGGUCGGAGCAGCAUAGUGUAAAGAUUUGUAAGCAAGUAUCAGGGUAUUUAAAACUCAAUUUAUUGCAAGCAAUGCUUAAAAGAAGUAUGUAUCUAUAUAUAUAUAGUAGUUAAAGGGUGUGGUGAUCCUCUGAUGUCCAUUUUUAAUUCAACUAAUAUAACUAUACUUGCUUCUGCUCCAAGCUUUUAUACUAACCCAUAAAUUAAGUUUUAUGCCAAACACUCACUUUUAAGGAGGACACAAAUCAAUUUGAAUGGGAGUCUGAUGCCUAUAAAUUACUUAUAAAAUGACCUCAUAACAUCUAACUUGAAUCUUAUAUAAGACGGGCAAAGUCAAGAAGACACUAGUUCAGCUGAAGAACAGUAAGCAAUUUCCAUUCUAAGUGUGUCAGAAAGAAGUUGUGUUAUCAACAUGAGCCACAGAAGCAAUCACUCAUCCUGCGGAUCUGUCUUGGGAGCUCAUCAUUCUGGGGGACAUAACUCCUCCAGCUACCUCUCUUCAGUUCAACAUGGAAGCUCUAAAAAAUGCUACAACAAGAGUCAAAGUGGUCACUAUAAAGCUUCCAGCCAUCAUGGAGCAAGCAAGAAGCUUUCCAGCCAUUCUUCUAUUGGUCUUGAACAUGGAACUGGAAGUGUUGGUAAUCUUAGAUCUCAUCACAAGAGUUCUAGCAGUCAUAAUCAUGGUCUACUCAGUAUCAAUGAGAAGGAAACAAUGCAGUUUCUAAAUGGACGUCUUGCAUCUUAUCUGGAGAAGGUUCAUUCACUAGAACAGGAGAAUUCUCAACUGGAGAGGAAGAUAUGCGAAUGGUAUGCAAAUAACGCCCCCAGCUCCUUGCCAGACUCCAGUCAGUACUUCAGGACAAUCCAUGAGCUUCAGAACCAGGUAAAAUAAAUAUUUACACAUGUAACUCAUUUAGGCAGUAUACCAUUAACAGUUAUCUUGAAGAUGGCUAUUCAUGAGAUGAUACUGCAGUAUUGAAGCAAAGUCAAAUAUUAACAUUCUAGACGCACAGGAACAGAGGGUGUUGAGUGCCCUUCUCAAACAAGCCUACAUUCUAGAGAGAGUGGGGUAAAGUGGCACAAAAGGUAAGGGUAGGAUACAUUUCAUGCAUGGGGAAAAGUAGGUUGCUAGAAUAAUUUACAGUGAAGGGUUAGUUUUUUGGAUUACAUGGUUGCAGGAGAAGAAGCAGAGUUACCAAGUUGCGGGAAAGGAACCUAUUAACAUUUAAAUGUAUAUGCUUUCCUAGAAAAAAUAGUUUUCAAUGAUUUUUUGAAGUAACAGAGACGGGGUGAGAGUCUAAUGGAGAAGGGAAGGGAGUUCCAUAGGAAUGGCAUGGCCCUAGAGAGGUCUUGAAGGUGGGCAUCAGAGGUACGAGUAAGAACAGAGUAUUGACCAUGAGGGACAUUUAUUAAUUCUGGGGCAAAGUUCUAAAUAAGGAGCAAUCGCCACAGAAACCAAUGGAAUAUCUUCGAACACUUUGUACCAAGUAUUUAAUCUGUUUUGCCUUGAUAAAUCUCCUUCUUUGUAUUUUGUAUUUAGAGCUGUAUUGAGUUAUUUUUCCUUCACAGGUUGCUUCUGCCUCAGUGGACAAUGCAAGAAUUGCCUUACAGAUAGAUAAUGGCCAACAAGCUGCAGAUGACUUCAGAAGCAAGUAAGUUUUUAGAACAAUUUGUAUAGAAUACAACAGAACAUUUCACUAUAUUUAAUUCCCGCUAGCAUUGAAGUGAAAAGUGUUUUAAGAUGGGCGUUAAUGUACAGUGCAUGAAUUAAUAACUGAUAACCAAAAAUGUUUCCUGCACAUCACAUUAUCCCACAUUCCUCAGUUAAAUAGCAGAGGUUUUUAGUACUACUUUAACAACGAUUAAAGUGUAAGCUCAUCUGCCGACUAUCAGGCAAGCCUCUUUGGUUAGUCCAACACUAGCAAUUCACCUUCCAGCUUUUAGCUAAAAGGAAAAAUAUCUAAUGAGAAAGAAAAGGGUAUUCUUAUGAAUCUCUACAAACUAAAUAAUCCUUAACAGAGAAUACAUAGAGUUGGCAAUUGAAUGUAUUAACCAUUAAGUCUACUGAAUGCUUUGGAAUGUUUUACUCAUGUUUCCAUUGUGUGCUCAACUUAGGUAUGAGAUGGAGAAAAACUUAAGGUCCAAUGUAGAGGCUGACAUUGGAGCUCUGCACAAAGCCCUAGGACAGCUUAACAGUAAACUUCAAGACUUAGCGAUCCAAGUUCAAUGCCUCCAGCAAGAAAUUCUCCAGUUGAAGAACAACCACACAGAGGUAAUAUUGAUGGUGAAUUCGUUGUGAUGUGGGUAUAAGUCCCAUAAUGUUAACACAUACAGGGUAACAUACGUUGUUAUAUGUUCUAAUAAUAUUUAACAACAAAUGACAUCAUAGAUCUAUUACAAUCUGUAAUUAAAUGGAAUCAAUGAUGCCAACAUAUCAUUAUUUUAUUAAUGCACUUAGCACAUUUAGUCACAUAAGUGUGUGAAGGAUAACAACAUAAAUGCAUAAAAUGUUUUACUAGAUGCUUGGAAUACCCUGGCAGUAAAUUGAGCAAUGUCAAACUCUAUAAUUUUUUCCUGUAAUAUUCCAAAUAUGUUUCACAUAUGUCACGUGUGGAACAUAAGUCUGAGGUGUCAUAACGGGUAGAUGUCGGGCACUGGCGGAUGUUAUCUACUAUCAUAACUUCUUUAUUUAUGCUAUGUAAUAGAAAUAGAAUUGAUCCUAUGAAAUGGGGUUACAUUAAAUAUUAGGUUUUUAAAUUUUGGCCCAAACUAUUCACAAAAACCUCGUAAAAACUCACUGACUGAAACAUUGAUUUUCAACUUUGUGUGCCGUGUAGAUGGAAACUCAAGUAUAUCACAUACCUGUGAUACUGAAGGAAUUUAAAAAUGAAAUAUAAAUCCAUCAGAAAUAAUUAAUUCACAUUUGUUAUUCUAAAAUGGGUCCCUAAUAUAAAAUUAAAUUUGUAUGAGUAAACCUAGCGGCCGUCAAGGGCCCGGGCCCAGGCGGUGGCUGGUGGAUAACCUCUAUCGGUGCUGGCCACCUUAGAAACUUCAUUACAGCCCUGUGGCACUCCUCAGUGACUCGGAACACUGUAGAUAGUACUCUUAGUCAUCAACUGAGCACUCAGACUGUAUGGGAGCUCUUAUAGUGGUCUGGAAAAAACACACACACUCACACACAACAUACAUACACAACACUUAGCCACACUCAGACUCCCCUACAGACACACAAUACUCCUCCACAUACAAAACUCAGCAUACCACAUGUAACACUCAGCCAGCACACUUAGCCCCCCACCCAUCCAGCUCUAAGCCUCAUCCGCACGCACAACACACGACCACUACACACACUCUCAAACACAACUCUUAGUCUUCUACAUACAUAUGCAACACUCAUAGAACAGAGCCCAGAGCUCUAGAAGGAGGCCUCACUAUGGCAUUUUGUCUAGAGCCUUGGGUAACCUUAAUAAUUUAUUAAAACCCAUUGUAUCUGGGUGGAUAGUUUACUAUUUUACACCACCAAACCUGGGAUAGCAGGGGGUGGGGGAAGAAUCACAUCACAAUGAAAAUCAAUAAAAAAAUUCUGCUGAUUGAUCUGUUUUUGGAAUUUCAUACUCUAUAUGUAGCCUUUAAUAAAUUUUCUUCUCACAUCUGAACAUGAUUUGUUUCAACCCAAACAUAAAGGAAGUGAAUGUGCUGCGUGCUCAGCUGGGAGCCAGAGUCAAUGUAGAAAUGAAUGCUGCUCCAUCCAUCGAUCUGAACAGCGUUUUAUCUGAGGUCAGAGAGGAAUACGAAAACCUGAUGGAGAGGAACCUCCGGGAAGUCGAGGGCAUGUUCUUGGAAAGGGUAAUGCAAAUUAUUUAAUUGUCUCACACUUCUAUACCCAUUCUACGUAAUUAAAAUCUGCUCACAACCAUUUUUGUUUUGUGUUAGAAUUCAAUUUCACUAAAAUUAAAAGUUUGAUGAAUUAUUCACCAAUGUUUGAAUUCAAAAUAAAUUUAAAUAGAAUUUCAAAUUUAAGGUCAAAUAAGCGGAACUAGAAAAAUUUUCUAAGUCAGCUAUGCUUUUAGUUUAGCUACUCUGGACCUAAAUUUUAAAUUCACUUUGACUCUCACUGUAGUAAAUAACCCUUACAGGGAAUAACCCUGUGAAUUUAUAUCCAAUUUUGUUCCUGAAGGAAAUUACACAUUUCUAGAUUUCAAAACACUAUUGAUCAUAAUCAUUGUGCCUCACAUGCUCUACUUUGCUAAAAAGACAAAAAAAAACAUACAAAGUUUUAAAAAUGUGACUAUUACUCAAAGGAUUCCAGAUCAGUUUUAACCGUAAGAUAAGUGUAAAUCACAUCUUUUAAUGUUCCUUAUAUUAUGGGGUGGACAUAAUUUAGAGCUAUAUAAGUUACUCAAAUAAAGAGAACUGAAGAACUUCCAUUGGAUGUUUUUUUCUCCUUGCAGAGUGCAGAAUUGGACCGCGAGGUAUCUUCUGGAUCUGAACAAAUGCAGUCAGUAAAUAAUGAACUUAUUGAUCUCAAACACUCUGUACAGACCCUGGAGAUUGAGUUGCAAAGCCAAUUAAGUUUGGUAAGUAAGCUUUAAUAUACAGCACAUGUGCAAAGACAGACAGAUUGGUAGACCUACAGACAGUUAGAUGAAAAAUUGCUACACCUAGCAAUACUAUUAGCCUUAAAAUAGCCAUACAAUUAUUUUACUUUUUAAUGAUAUUUCAGGAAUUAUGGCUGCACACAAUGACAUUACGAUUUAUUUGUGGUUAUGGGUUAACCAACAGGUUUUCUGCAUGUGUUCUGCAAACUCUGCACUUACACUUAGAAAAAAAAAAAAAACUAUGCUGAGAGUUAUGUAGUACCUCUGUAGUCAGUCUGUGAUUUGUAUUAACAAAUAUAACAGAUCUUUUUAUUUUUUUACUUUUUAUUGAAACUCCUUUUGCAAGAUACAUCUGGCAGAUAGUAAAUUGAUAGUAAAUUGAUAUGUGUUCCAUUACCACACAACCUUUCCAGUGAAAAAGUAAAAACAAAUGAAUAAUCCUCUCCUGUAGCUCCUCUGCCAAAUGUAAAUUUAAUGAGACACUAUAUUCAUCAGAACCAGUACAGUUUAAUGUACCCGUAGUUGUUCUGGAGUCUAUAGCCUGUCCCUGUCCCAUUCUUUUCAAUGUAAACACUGCCUUUUCAGAGAAACUUGCUGUUUAGUAACACCUCUAGUGGAAGUCACUCAGGCAGCCACUAAAGAUGCUUCCUAAUUCAGUUCUGCAUUAUGUGCAGCACCUACAGAAAUCCUAUGAUAUUAUGAAAUGUGUGGCUGUUCUCUGUCACAAUGUGAUUAUGAUAAAUCACAAAGUAUACAAUUUCAGGCAAAAGAUAAUUUCCUUUGUUUUGUUUUUGUUUCCAUCAUUUUAGAAAUCUGCUUUGGAAGGCACUCUAGCCGAGACAGAGGCCAAUUUUAGAUCCCAACUUUCCCAGUUACAGUGCAUCAUUGAUAAUGUAGAAUCUCAGCUAUCACAAAUCCGGUCUGACCUUGAACAACAGAACCACAAGUACCAGCUCCUCAUGGACCAGAAGACCCAUCUUGAGAGGGAAAUCAGUACUUACAGACAUUUGAUGGAUGGACAUGAUAUUCAGUAUGUAAUAAAGACGUUGCUAUUUUCAUUUUUUAAGUUUCAGAAUGAAUAAUAUGAGAAGGGAAUAUAAAUACAUGCUGAAGGGGAUAUAUAACAAACAUUUUUAAUAAAUGCUCUUAUACACACAAUUGUUUGAUAAAAUGUAAAUCUUUGUUGACUAAUAUAAUACACAUGAAACAAAAUUAAUCUAAUCUCAGCCUUUCCCAUUUUUCCUUGCAGUUUCUCAGGUCACAGUUCUUCAGGAGGUAAGUAAUGAGCAUUAUUAAAAGUCUUAUAUAUGACAUUAAUUGUAAUUAUAAUAUUUCUUUGUUAUGGUAGGUAACUACUCGUGAUAUCCAUUAAAAAACGCAUCUCUGUUAUUUCUAAUUACAAUAACAUUUAAAGGGAAAAUGUAAAAUUUCAAAACAUGUUAGAUUUAAGGAACAAUCACCAUGGAAACCAAUAAAACGUGUCUUAACAUUUACCACCUUGCAACAAAAUAGCACCUGUUCAGUCUUGAUAAAACUCCCUUAAUGUCUUUAGCUAUACAACACAGUUUUUAGAUUGGAAUCAAUAAUUAUAAUAUACAUAGCCAUUAUAAUAUUUAAUAAUAUUGUUUAGGAUUUUAAAAAGAAAAUAGAUACAUGACUAAUAAAUUACAUUUAUCAGAAUGUUAAAAACUGUAAUAAAAGUCAUUUAACUAAUUCUUAUAGCUCCACCUAUUGUGUAUUUGUAAUUGGGUGAGGUGUACAAUUCUCUGCAGAGUCUUAGUUGAUGUGCUCCAUUUGAAUUGCAUUGAUUCAGACAUUCCCCUAGUGUCAAUAUAAUGAUGAAGCUAUAUUUGUAUAGUACUAAACUUAACAUUGAUGUCUCAUCUGUUUAAGGAUUUCAUCACAGCAAGUGCUAG